Cariama cristata (Red-legged seriema) is the source of this 1082-nucleotide messenger RNA. It is a transcript of the gene RAB22A, whose product is annotated as RAB22A, member RAS oncogene family. The coding region runs from base 6 to 464 and encodes 152 amino acids. The transcript has 5 exons. Gene Ontology annotation, molecular function: GTPase activity; GTP binding. Lineage: Eukaryota; Metazoa; Chordata; Aves; Cariamiformes; Cariamidae. The record is from RefSeq and is a predicted model, not a curated record.
CGUUUAUGACCAAGACUGUACAGUAUCAAAAUGAGCUGCAUAAGUUCCUAAUUUGGGAUACAGCUGGACAGGAGCGGUUCCGUGCUUUAGCACCAAUGUAUUACAGAGGAUCAGCAGCAGCCAUUAUAGUGUAUGACAUCACAAAAGAGGAGACUUUCUCAACACUAAAGAACUGGGUUAAAGAGCUUCGACAGCAUGGACCUCCAAACAUUGUUGUAGCUAUUGCAGGAAAUAAGUGUGAUCUUAAUGAUGUAAGAGAAGUCAUGGAAAAAGAUGCUAAAGACUAUGCAGAUUCCAUUCAUGCAAUAUUUGUAGAGACAAGUGCGAAAAAUGCAAUAAACAUUAAUGAACUCUUUAUAGAAAUUAGUCGCAGAAUUCCAUCAACUGACACCAACCCCCCGUCUAGUGGUAAGGGCUUCAAAAUUAGAAGACAGCCUUCGGUGACAAAGCGCAGCUGCUGUUGACUGAUCCCUUAAAAAAUCAGACUUGUUUAUACAGUAGGUGGUCUUGGAAGUUAAUAGUUCAUGUUGGGUUUAUAUUAUCAGUCUUAAAUCUUUAUCUGCUGGUGUUCAUACACCCAAGGUCCCACAAAAAUGGACCAGUUCAUCUGACAUCUGUACAUUCGCAGAAAAGACUGCAAUCGUAAUGUCAGCCUGUUUACUUACAAAAAGUGUAGUAUCUCUUGCAUUCAAAGAGAAUCCAUCAUCACUUUUUUGGCCUUGCUUGACAGGAAGGUGACUAUAUGGAUGGUAGAACUGAAAUGUUUAAUAGUUUUGUAAUCAAGAUUUUAAGGUUGGGUUUGUUUUUUUUGUAAAAAGGGAAAUGAGCACUUUUGUGGGACUUAGGGGUGAGAGGAGUCUGAAAGUUAGAUGUCAUUUUUUCCUCUUCUUCAGUGAGCCUUAUUUUAAAUUUAAUUGUAGCUAAUCCAAAGUAUGAUGGGACAGUUGAUGUGAGGUGGCUACAGAAUAAGCAACUGAAGACAAAUAAUAGGCAAAUCAGUCCAUCCAGUCCCCAAAUCCCAUUUGCACUUUUUAUUUAAAGAUGAUAUGCGCUGGGGGUGGGAACACAAGCAACAGAUCUUA